UCACCUAUUUUCUCUCCCCUUUUACGAAUCAAAUAUCGUCUUACUUUUUGGCGGUGGGGCAGAACCGUGAGAGUCGAUCGUCGAAAGAACGGCGUCGUUUCGUUAAUAGAAGAUUUGGAUAUCUAAGCCGGGCAGUGGGCGAGGGAGGAGACAUCCACAGCAGCACAUCCAUGGCUUCAGGAUUCGUCGUAUCUUCCCAGGCCAGAGUCACAUCAAAUUUUGCAGUAGCCUCUAUUUCUAGGGUUUUAUCAACAAAAUGCAGAAACUCACUUAUCUCCAGUCAGCUCUGCUCAUCUCGCGCUCCUUCGAAUCGCUUCUUCUGCGAGUGUUCCCAUCUCCAAGACCCAAUCGACCUCAUCAAAUACAAAGAGGUUUUCUCGCGGCGAAUGGCCAUGGCUGGUCUUAAACCUCACCACCGCAUCGCUCUUGGAGUGUCGGGUGGACCCGACAGUAUGGCGCUGUGUAUUCUAACAGCUGAUUGGAAAACCAAUGGCCUCAAUACUGCUGGUGAGAGCCGUGGUUUCAUUGAUGGGCUUUUGGCAAUAAUAGUUGAUCAUGGACUGCGAGCAGAGAGUAAAGAUGAGGCAAACAUUGUCCGCCAUAGAGUUUCUGAUAUGGGAAUCAGAUGUGAGAUUGCCCAAUGUGAUUGGUUAGAUGGUAAGCCAAAACAGGGUCACUUGCAAGAAGCAGCUCGUGAAAUGAGGUAUCAAAUUUUCCAAAAUGUUUGCAUUCAACAUCAGAUUGGGGUGUUGCUUGUUGCCCAUCAUGCAGAUGACCAGGCUGAGCUCUUCAUUCUCAGGCUAUCCCGUGAUAGUGGUGUACUUGGACUAGCUGGCAUGGCUUUUGCUUCUCAGUUGUUCUCAACUUAUACAAAUUAUUUUGAUGAAGCUUCCGACAAUUACAGUAUUUUGUUAGUGCGUCCACUCCUAGAGUUCUCAAAAGAAGAUUUGUAUAAGAUAUGUGAAGGGGGUAAUCAAGAAUGGGUAGAAGAUCCAACAAAUCAAAAUCCAUCAUUUGCCCGUAACAGGAUUCGAUUGUCAUUAAGAAAUUUGCCAUCAUGUACCUUCAAGUAUGAAUUACAGGCAGUUAUAUCUGCCUGUCGAAAAACACGUGCAUAUGUUGACCAAAUUUGCUCUAACUUGAUUAAUGAAGCUGCAUCUGUCAUGGCUCAGGGGUAUGCUGUUAUUGAUUUAGAGAUUUUGCAUCCAUCGAAAAUUGAGGACAUAUGCCUGUCAAAGUUUAUUGCUUUGGUUUUGCAGUUCAUCUCACAGAGGCACAGGCCAGUUCGAGGCAGUACUUCAAAAUUGCUACUGGACUAUAUUCGUACUUUCCCAUGCAAGACAUCCCUUACUGCAGCUGGUUGUUACCUGUGUGCAGCUCCUCGGUCUAAAGGUACCAAACUCCUGGUUUGCUGCUCUGUUAAUUCUCCUCUACCUUCAAAAAUGGAGUUGUUCUACAGACACUGUUAUGAAACUCACAAGCACUAUAUUCCAAGUGAAGUUGAGCAAAUUAUAGUAGAUGGGAAAGCAAACUCAGAUAACCUGGUUCCUGAUGCUUCAGAUGUGCAAUUUUUGGAUGUAGCUUCUUCUGAAUCGAUUCUAGUGGAAGCCAAAAGACGUAAUAUCCUCAGUGAGUCAACAUAUAGUAAUAUUCUUUCAUUGCAGGAGGAUGAAACCAAGCAUUUCAAGUCCAAAACUAAAACUAUUUCCGACCAUGACUUAAAAAUGCAUGGAGUGCAUACUGUUAGCACUUCUCUGAGUCUGCCUCUUCAACCUGGCCAAAUUUGUUACUUCAUGAACAGAUUCUUGGUCUCCUGGAACCUGAGCAAUAAAAUUUCUGGAGAUAAGUCUCCUGUAGAAGAGGCAAGUUGUAACAGGGACUUGGCAGGGAAAAGUUUGCAUCACUUUUGCAGACAUUGCAUGGUUGGUCAUGACAUGGUAGCUGAGGUUCGCCACAUGGUUGAUGCUGAUUGGCUCUAUCUUGCAAAGUUGUCAAAGCAUCAGAAUUUGGAAAACCAUGAAAAGGAAAGAGUUAUUUUGGCUAGUGCCAUGGAGCAAAUCUCAGAGAAGACAAUUUUAUGUUCAGAUUUUGCAAGGUUAUCAGCAGAAAGAGCUCUCCACUCAUUGAAGUCUAUCCCUGUUGCCGCUAGGAGAAGCCUACCUGUCCUAAUCAAUUCUCAUGGACUAUUGUUAAGCAUCCCGAGUAUUUGCUUCAGGCAUUGCCCAUACUUGAUGGUAUCUGCUGUAUUUAAGCCAAGAGUACCACUUGGUGGAGGACAUAGUUCAUUUUUGUAGCUUCUAAAACCCAAUUCUGUGGGGUCUUUGUAUAAACCGCUGGCUACACUUUUCAAUUCUGUAAUGUCACCUUCAAAUACAGAAAGUAAUGUAGGAUAUCAAUUCUUGAUUUAUUAUCAAA
Vitis riparia (riverbank grape) is the source of this 2415-nucleotide messenger RNA. RefSeq names its product tRNA(Ile)-lysidine synthase. The transcript has 11 exons. Gene Ontology annotation, molecular function: ligase activity, forming carbon-nitrogen bonds; ATP binding. NCBI's taxonomy places the organism in Eukaryota, Viridiplantae, Streptophyta, Magnoliopsida, Vitales, Vitaceae. The record is from RefSeq and is a predicted model, not a curated record. Gene Ontology annotation, biological process: tRNA processing. Bases 171 to 2294 code for a protein of 707 amino acids.